Molecule: messenger RNA, 1611 nt
Organism: Babesia ovata
Lineage: Eukaryota; Apicomplexa; Aconoidasida; Piroplasmida; Babesiidae
Product: DEAD (Asp-Glu-Ala-Asp) box polypeptide DDX39
Exons: 1
Coding region: 1-1611 (536 amino acids)
Molecular function (GO): RNA helicase activity; ATP binding; RNA binding
Source: RefSeq, a predicted model, not a curated record
AUGACGAAGGGUAAGGGCGCCGUGCCGGCGGAGGACUUGGUGGACUAUGAGGAGCAAGAAGCCGGCCAGGUCUCCACGCGCACGGUGAUUAAAUCGGCCACGGCCGCAAAAACCGGUCGCGAUGACGGUACUAUGGGCCGCGGCAGUUAUGUCGCCAUUCACGCAAGCGGUUUCCGUGACUUUUUCCUGAAGCCUGAGAUUUUGCGAGCCAUCGGUGACGCCGGUUUCGAGCAUCCGUCGGAGGUCCAGCACGAGACUAUUCCGCACGCCAUCACUGGUGUAGACAUUUUGUGCCAGGCCAAGUCUGGUAUGGGAAAGACAGCCGUGUUUGUUCUGUCGGUUCUGCAGCAGCUAGAUGUGCAAGAAGAUGGAACACUCGCGGGCGGUGUAAAGCGUGACGCUGGAGGUGAGGCCAUUUCUCCGGGUGGUGAUCGUGUUGCCUGCCUCGGAAUCAGCCACACGCGUGAGCUAGCCUACCAAAUCAAGAACGAGUUUGACCGUUUCGCCAAGUACAUGACUGGUGUGCGCUGUGAAGUUGUCUACGGAGGUGUGCCCAUCGCUCGCGAUAUUGCGAUGCUUAAGGACCCCUCCAAGUGCCCUCACAUCCUUGUCGGCACUCCAGGUCGUCUGGUUGCCCUCAUCCGCGGUAAGCAUCUGAGCAUGGAGGGCAUCCGCCACUUCGUGCUCGACGAGUGCGACAAAUGUCUCGAGAAGCUGGAUAUGCGUUCUGAUGUCCAGGCUAUCUUCAUGUCAACCCCUAAAAAGAAGCAGGUUAUGUUCUUCUCCGCCACCAUGAACAACGAGGUACGUGACGUGUGCAAGCGCUUUGUGCAGUCGCCCGUGGAGGUCUUCGUGGACGACGAGUCUAAGCUGACUCUCCACGGCCUGCUCCAGUACUACAUCAAGCUUUCUGAGAGCGACAAGAAUCGCAAGCUGAAUGACCUGCUCGACACUCUGGAAUUCAACCAGGUCAUUAUUUUCGUGAAGUCCAUUUCGAGGGCUCAAACGCUCGACAACCUGCUCAACGAGUGCAACUUCCCGUCUAUCGCCAUACACGCUGGGCUUGAGCAGACCGAGCGCAUUGCUCGCUACACUCAGUUCAAAAACUUCGACAAGCGCAUCAUGGUCUCGACUGACCUGUUCGGUAGGGGCAUCGACGUUGAGCGUGUGAACAUCGUUAUCAACUACGACAUGCCCGACUCCACCGAUUCUUACCUUCACCGCGUGGGACGCGCGGGUAGGUUCGGCACCAAGGGGCUCGCAAUCACCUUUGUUGCGACGCAGGAUGACUCGAAUGCCCUGGCCGACGUGCAAAAGAGAUUCGAGGUCGACAUCCCCGAAAUGCCGGAGUCAAUCGACACCUCUCUUUACUGUAAGUCGGGAUAUUAUCGCCAUCAUGUUGUUUACAGUGAACCAAUAAAAACUGGAUUAUCAAUUAGUUGUCUAUUAAUCUCCGGACGUCUGCGCCCAUUCAAAGAACGUUUGCAACCGGCCAAAUCUGUAGUAUUUGCCGGAGAUUUGUGUACGCUUAUUUUCGCGUCAAAUCCAAGCUGGCUGCCCAGUUUCGGGCUCGGCCUGCAGGAAGUCUGGGAUAAAGCGGUGGUGGUAUAA